Molecule: messenger RNA, 2010 nt
Organism: Rhododendron vialii
Lineage: Eukaryota; Viridiplantae; Streptophyta; Magnoliopsida; Ericales; Ericaceae
Exons: 8
Coding region: 195-1475 (426 amino acids)
Source: RefSeq, a predicted model, not a curated record
CCCAAAACUCAGAUUAAGAGAAAAACAGAACUAUGGAUUAAUGGAUUAUCCAAUCCAAUUGAUGCAUGAAAAAGGAAUUAAGGGGAGGCCGACCGUUGUCGGUUCUCUCGAAACGCUCUCGAAACUCUCUGUUUCUUCAUUUCAGGCUUCAAAACAAAACGACACUGUCAAAGUAACAUUUUCCUUUGGACAGGAUGAGCGGGUUUGCCGCCAUUGGUUCUCCCUGGAUUUCUGGAACCUUCGAUCCUUGGAAGUUCUCUGAUAAACGCCACCAAUUACGUCCUUCCGCAUCACAAUCUUCAACGCCUCCACAGUAUUAUCGCCGCGGUUUGAUUUGCAGAUCGUCACUACUCGGACCAGCAGCCAAUGGACUCGAUUUCGUUUUGCACGACGCCCUCGAUUCUUCUGGCAUCGAUACCACCCAUGCCAGAGCAGCACGGGAAGGCUUCUGUUCGCAGAUUCAAAAACUCUCAAGUAUUGAGAGGGAAACAAGCAUUAGCAUAAAUAGAGGGGUCGAUUUGGGGAAAACAGCUCUCUACAUAGCAGCGGAGGAUGAUUCUCUCAUCUCGCACUCCUCUGUUCCUCUCCCAGUAGAUGCAUUCAUUGAGAGGCUGGAUGAUCAUUCGAUGCAAUUCUGCUCCCACUAUAGUUCUUCAUUCAGAUCCUCGCCCAAGAAUAUGAUCGAAUGUUUGGAGAGAUACUUGUACAUUGACAAGGGUUUCAGGAGAACUAAUGCAAGGAAUCAACCAGAGCAACGUGCUCUUUAUCUCCCUUCAGUGUUGACGCAUCGCUUAGGCUCUGCUACCAUGCUUUCCCUUAUAUAUUCAGAGAUCUUGAAAAUGCUCCGUUUAUGGGGUCUCUUGGACUUUGAUGUUGAGAUUUUUUAUCCUCGUGAUCCUUAUAGUCUGCCUAGAGGCUAUCCUAAACAGGAAAGCAAGGAGUCUGAUCCACUACAUAUCAUGACAUCACAAUCUCUAUUAAUGGAGAACUUGAGAGAUCUGAAGAUUGCUUUCUGGCCAUUUCAACUUGAUAAUACAGAAAGCUUAUUCUUAAGGGCUGCACAUGCUGCUAACUGCUCUGAUGGAUCGAAUAAUGUUGAAGAAAGCGCUUUUAACCUGGCAUCUGCCAAGGCUGCUAGGCAUAGGCUAGAACGUGGUGUUUGGACUAGUGUACGCUUUGGGGAUAUGAGGCGUGCCCUUUCUGCAUGUGAACGCCUCAUCCUACUGGAAGCAGAUCCAAAGGAAUUAAGAGAUUAUAGUGUUCUCCUUUACCACUGCGGAUUUUAUGAAAAGUCACUGCAAUUCCUCAGAUAUUACCAGGAUUCAAAGAAGCAACCAUUUGACUCAUUUAGUGACUUGGAGGAAGAUGCUGUCGACAAAUUGAUGAUCCGUCUCAACCUUAUUGUGAUGGAGGAAGGUUGGAGCAAGCCCUCGAGCGGUGGAAAUUUCCUCUCAAACAACUCUGAACCAUGGUGAUGGACCAUAUGCCGUAUCUCAUCUAGUCAUGCCAAAUUCAGUACCAGCGCAAAUUUGAGGAUCAUGGAUCAUGAGCAUUAUCUCAUCUAAUCGAGCAAAUGUGAGGAUUGAGAAUUUUUUGGACUUGGCUGCAUUAUGAAGGACCGAGAAUCCCAUAACUUUAACAGCCAUUUUAAUGUAUGGCCUGCAACAACAAAGUUUCUGAGUGGUUCCGCCAAGUUUAUUGGUCAAACAGAAAUAUAAUGAGGAUGAAGGUAGAAGUAUUGUUCGCAUGCUUGCUUGGUCGAAGAGAGUACUAUAGUAUUUUCUCUGUAUAGUAUUCAGGGUGUAAAUCACGUGACUAAUGACGUGAAGUCUCUACCCGCAGUUGUAAAUUGAUAUGAAGGCUUAUAUACAACUACAAAAUAUUUAUAGAAUUAGGCAGUGUGAUCACCCUUAUGCUCUAUGUACUGUUUGGAAGGUAAACGUUUAAUUGAACAGUGCAGAGCAAGCUGACUUUUGAACCCUACUUAAUUUGCUCCUGUUGAUACUUGAA